AGAUGACGCAUCACUGUGCGACAGAAUCUCGCGCCCAUUUUACUUUUGGGCAAAUUCUCUAGUCAGCCCUGUUAGGAGCGCCAGUGCAGAGUUAUGUGUUGGGCGCGCACUGCGGGGCACCGCUGCCGCUAGUGCACUGGUGUCCAACUAUACAGCCUGUCGGGGACAUGGCAGCCAGUACACGGGUGCUGAAGCUGGGUCGUCGUUACAAAUACUUGGCGGCUGCCGCGCUGGCUCUGCUUCUGAUACAGGGCCUGGUGGUAUGGAGCUUCAGUGGGCUGGACGAGGAUGGAGAGAUGAAUGCUCCACAGAAGAGGAAUAGAAGCCCAAAUAAGAUAGAACACUCCAAGGACCAUGACAGUUCUGCAGGACGCAGACCCGGGCGAUCAAAAUUAAAGGGAGGGCGAGCUGGCAGUGAGGUAGCCAGAGUGUCAAAAGAGGCAAAACCCAAGCUAAGCACACAUAUCCAUGUUCUGCAGGACUCUUUGGCCAAUCUGACCAGAGAUGGUGACACAGGAAGUGUAGAAGGACCUCACCCCACAGACAAUGGCUUCACUCCGAAAUGUGAAAUCAAAGGAAAAGAUGCUCUGUCUGCAUUGGCAAGAGCACCUACUCGGAAGUGUCAGCAGGAAAUUGCCAGUUUGGUGUGUUUACAUCAGCUGGGACAACUUAUGCCAAAGAGCUUGCCACGCUACUGCCAGAUAACAGGUAAAAUGACAUCCGGUUUGCAUUGGGAAGAGUCUGAUAUUGGAGCUCCACCACCUGAGAAAGCUUUACGUGUGGUUUACAUGCUUGUUGUACAUGGAAGAGCAGUACGGCAGCUGAAACGGCUCAUCAAAGCAAUUUAUCACAAAGACCACUUCUAUUACAUCCAUGUGGAUCAGCGUUCUAAUUACUUACAUAGUGAAGUGGUUCAGAUAGCACAACAGUACACAAAUAUUCGUGUUACCCCAUGGCGCAUGAUCACAAUCUGGGGUGGUGCCAGUCUGCUGACUAUGUAUUUGCGUAGCAUGCAGGAUCUUCUUGAGAUGACUGACUGGCCAUGGGACUUCUUUAUCAACCUCAGUGCCACUGACUACCCCACCAGGACCAAUCGGGAGCUGGUAUACUUUUUAUCAAAAUACAAAGAUAAAAACUUUCUGAAAUCUCAUGGACGUGAUAAUGCUAGGUUCAUUAAGAAGCAAGGAUUGGAUCGUCUUUUCCAUGAAUGUGACUCUCACAUGUGGCGUCUUGGUGAGAGGCAGAUUCCAGAGGGUAUUGUGUUAGACGGUGGUUCAGAUUGGUUUGCUCUGACUCACACAUUUGUGAAAUAUGUGACCUAUACUCAGGACGUCCUUGUGUCUGAGCUGAGGCGCUUCUACAUGUACACCCUGCUUCCGGCUGAGUCAUUCUUUCAUACCGUCCUGGAAAAUAGUAAAGAUUGUAACACCCUUGUGGACAAUAAUCUGCGAGUGACAAACUGGAAUAGGAAAUUGGGCUGCAGGUGCCAAUAUAAGCACAUUGUGGACUGGUGUGGCUGCUCGCCUAAUGACUUCAAACCCCAAGAUAUUGCACGAUUACAGCAGCUUUCCAGGCCAACAUUCUUUGCUAGAAAGUUUGAGUCAUCUGUGAAUCAAGAAGUCUUGGAUAUUUUGGAUGCCCAUUUGUUUGGAGAGCCAGAACCAGGAACCCCAGGUCUGAAAGCAUACUGGGAGAAUGUCUAUCACAAAAUGGAAGGAUUAGGAGGUCUCACUGAUGUUACCCUGACUGUGUACAUGUCUUUUACACGUUUGUCACUACGUAAACUUCAGAGCCCUGAGCAAGAAAACAGCAGGUCUGCUUGCAGUUUUUCUGUAGAUGGCUUCCCUUUAAGUGUUGAACUGUAUUUUUACAAUGACCACUUUCAAGGAUAUUUGGUGACUCAAGAGGUCCAGUCUGGUGAAACACUGGAAUUUUGGCUGAUUCCACGAGGCAGCCUAAGAAUAGUUGAUCAAGCUGGAGCAGCUAAUCGGAUCCAAAGUCUUGAGGUGGGCACUGAAUGGGAUCCCAAGGAGCGGAUUUUCCGUAAAUUUGGUGGUCUUAUUGGGCCCAUGGAUGAGCCGGUUGCUGUGCAGAAGUGGAUCCACGGAGUCAAUGUAACUGUUACAGUGGUCUGGAUUGAUCCUACGUACAUAAUAGCAGCUUCUUAUGACAUUGCAGUUGACUCUGAAGCAGAUUUUACACAAUACAAGCCCCCUUUAUCUCGACCUCUCCGCCCUGGAGUGUGGCAUGUUCGCCUGCUUCAUUUUUGGGAGCUGCUGGCUGAAGUAAAAUUUCUAGUCUUACCACUUACCUUUAGGAAUAAGGAGCCAUUAAAGAAAGGUGACCGGUGGCUACAUGCUGGCCCUUCUCAGGGACAGUACAUGGAGCAGAAUUUUCAGGCUUUGAGUGGAAUCCUCAGUCUUCCCUCACGUACGGAGAUGGAACUGGAGGCCGAUAAAAAAUCGGAGCUCAUGGGAAAGGAUUUGGAAAAAUGGACAGAUGAUAGUUUAAGUGGUUUCUGGUCGGUCGGGGAAAUUUGCAUCAAGACUUUUUCAACGUUGUGCCCAUCACUUCCAGUCUGCUCUAAUACACACUGGAGUUCUUUGUCACCUGACCCUAAAUCUGACUUGGGGCCUGUCAGACCUGAUGGUCGGUUGAGGUAGCAGAAACUAAUGAGGGAUAUAUACUCCUGCAUAGCGAAAAUGCUAACUACAACAUAGAACAGUGUCAUUCGGUAGGUGGCACAGAUCUAUGGACUUGGCCUGUGCUAUAGGGAUUGGAUCAUUACACAUUGGUGUGAGAAGAUAUUCUAUAAAGAGUGUGGGGGCCUAUUAAGUGUGGAUAAUCAAGACUUCAGUACCACUUCAGUUCUCAUUUAACUUACAUGGUCCGCAAGGUGUGCCAAGCUGGUCCAGGAUUUUCCAUGUGUGCCAAAUGUGUUCUGGCCAUAGACUUAUCUGCUGCUACAGGACAAGGCCUGAACUGACCAAAAACUUCAUAGGUUGACACUACUAUAAAUUGCAGAGGCUGGUUCCUCUGAUGUAUUUCAAUUUCUAUACUGUGGCUGGCAAAGGAAUUUUAACACUAUAAUGGAUAAAGUGAUAAAACAUUUUAAUUUCUAACUCCUUCCAGACAGAUUAAUAACACUGAAAGUGAUGACCUCAAUGACUGCUAUCAGUUUUUUUUCCAGUAGUAACCGAUACAGACUGUUACCACUAAAUUAUCUGCAUUCAUUCCAUAUUAUAAUGUUGGCAACCCUAGACAGCUGCUAGAUGAAGUGGCAAAUCUUUUAAAAUAUAUUACCACAGGUUGCCUGCGCAGCUUCCUGCAUAAAUUGUGUGGGGCUGGCGCCACAGGAUUGUGUACCCAUAAUCAUUCUUGCCACACAAUGAAGCACUUUAUUAAUGAUUUUUCAUAGAGUGAAUUAUGUCCUAAUAAAUAUGUUAC
Messenger RNA from Hyla sarda, 3447 nucleotides. It is a transcript of the gene XYLT2, whose product is annotated as xylosyltransferase 2. Lineage: Eukaryota; Metazoa; Chordata; Amphibia; Anura; Hylidae. Gene Ontology annotation, biological process: heparan sulfate proteoglycan biosynthetic process; chondroitin sulfate proteoglycan biosynthetic process. Bases 168 to 2663 code for a protein of 831 amino acids. Gene Ontology annotation, molecular function: protein xylosyltransferase activity. The transcript is spliced from 11 exons. The record is from RefSeq and is a predicted model, not a curated record. Gene Ontology annotation, cellular component: membrane.